Messenger RNA from Trichobilharzia regenti, 420 nucleotides. The record is from the annotation of a GenBank genome assembly. Lineage: Eukaryota; Metazoa; Platyhelminthes; Trematoda; Strigeidida; Schistosomatidae.
AUGACGACCGAUAAUAACUUUCUUACCAUUGAUGUUGUAAGUCAUGGAGAAACAUUUCAUUUAGAAGGACAUCCAUGUUCUUUGUCCGCAUUUUCCCAUGUUCCUAAAUCUCGAAAUCUACCAAGGGAAAGAACCUACUUCAAUUCUCCAGAAAAGUCACAUGGAAAGACAUGUGUUUAUGAUUUAGUCUUUUCAAAAGAGGACGACUUUAAUCCAAAACUGCAUCGAGAUGACCGUAGACAUGAUAAACACUGUGGAUUGAACAUAUAUGAAGAAGAGAAAUCCAAAGUUGUACCAUCACUUUCUUCAUCAAUCUAUGGACAUCGAUUGAAUAAAAAUAUUGAAAUAAGUGAUCGUAAACAUGCACGAAUUAUGCUAGUUGAAAGUGAAUUCUAUCGUCGUAAUGGAAUUGAUCUGUAG